This is a messenger RNA of Cokeromyces recurvatus, 1413 nucleotides long. RefSeq lists its product as uncharacterized. The transcript has 5 exons. The record is from RefSeq and is a predicted model, not a curated record. Lineage: Eukaryota; Fungi; Mucoromycota; Mucoromycetes; Mucorales; Mucoraceae. Bases 314 to 1318 code for a protein of 334 amino acids.
UUCGUUAUAAUUAUGAAUAUUCAUCAUUUUUAUUCAAAAUUUAAUUUACUAGAAACACAAGUAGGAUUUGUUUAUAAAGAUGAUAAUGAUACGAUGCCUUUAUAUGUCUACAGAAUCGAUAAUAUAACAUUUGAACUUCGAGAUGUGUUAAAGGAAGAAGAAAAAAUCAUCUAUGAGAUAAGUUUAGUAUCUGAUAUAAAAGAUAGUCUCAAUGUUCGUAUUUUACCAAGAUGAUGCUUGUUGCAAAUAAAUAACAAUUUGAAUCAUUUUUUUUAUAAAUUAGGCUCGAUUCCAAUUUGCUAAACAUUUUUAUAUGAAUGAUAAGCUUUAUUUCUUUCUUGCAACUGAAUCAGUUGACGGUUUAGAGACCUUCAUUUAUUUAUUAGAACUAACGAGUAAAAAAAUAUUACACCGCAUUUCAUUUACAAGAAAGAUAAAAGGAGAAAUUACAAAUAUAUACGUUUCUGGUGCAUUAAAAAACAAUAACAAGGAUGAUUAUUAUAUUGCUACUAUAGGCACUAAAGAUUCAGCCAUCUAUGUAUUUCGUUUUACUAUGGAUAUGAUACUGUCAAACGAAUCUUGUUUGGCAUGUGCACUAUUACGAACAGAUGCUAAAAAUGCCUUAACACAACACGUUAUUGUUCAUCAUAAUCAAUCUAAAUCACCCGCUAAUGUGUACGUUGUCUGUGGAGGGUUUAAUGGUAUUAUCGAUUUCUUUUUAUUACAAGGCGGUCCUAUUCAAGAUGAGCCAAAACUUGAAUUUAAUAGACAUCAACUUGGUAAACUCCCUAGUCAAUUGCCAAUCGUCGGUCUUCAAUAUUUUCAUAUUCCUAAUAAUGCAAGUGAGGUCUUGUUUGUGGUUAUUCAAAAAUUAAUUAAUCCAGUUAAUAUAAGUCUUCAUCGUCGUCGAUCCCUUGAACCUUCCUUAUCUGUGAUUAAAUUAGAUGUACAAAAUUUAAUAGGUAAACAAAUAGCUUCUACUAAAUUCACUUUUGAAACACACAUUUUACCUCUUAUUCUAAAGAAAAAAGGCAAUGGAGAAGAAAUAUAUGAAUCAAGGACAUGCAGUUAUGUAGAAGAAGAGAAGGGAUCUAAUUGUAUGAUCACAGCAUGUGAUUUUAAUGUAAAAGAGUUUCAGUUUGGUGAAAAACUAAAUACAGUUUUAAAAAAGACUACAGAAAUUAGUGAUAAAAAAGAACCAGUAGAACAAAUAGCUAUUAUUGAUAAAAAGACAUGUUGGAUUUUAUACAAAGAACACAUGUUGUAUAUGAAUGAAACUAAACUAGAUAAGAAAAGACAUUAUUCCUUAAUGGCAUAAUUAUUAAAUCCCAGCGUAUAGGAAAUAAAACAUCCAGAUAAGCAACUAAGAGUGUUAAAUUCUAUUCAUUUAGCCAGUUUCAACCUCAUGUUUAC